UCCUUGGGUGAGGAAAUGGUGAGCAAAUCUCAGAGAGGAUCACUGAUGGGCACUCUUUCCUUCCCACAGCUGGAUGGGAAUGGGAACAGCAGCUUUGCUUUUGCCAUUUGUCAGGGCACUCUGUGAUCUUGUUUCUGGAGCAGGAGGAGUUAUAUUGGAGUCCAGCACUGAUUUUGUCUCAGCAAGGAAUGACUGGGCAGAUAUCAGGUAUUUCUUUAGGCCAUCUGUUCUUGCAUCCUGGACACUCUGAUGUGCUCUGCAGGUUGUAUAGCUCCCUGCAGGUUCAGCUGAGGAAGGCAUAAGGUGUCCAUGUGCCACAGGAGUCUGUGGGAGGAGAGCAAACACGAGGAGGCUGUGCUUGAGAGCCGGAAAUGCCCCUGUUAUCAGCAGGUAACAGUAGCUUAUCAAGAGGUGCAAAAAGAAGGAAACAAUUCACAAAAUAAUGAAGGGGGAAAAUGGCAGGAGGAAAAAUUAAAUGGACAACAGAGACAGCAGAGAACAGAUCAGUCUGACAUGUCCUUUGAGGAACUCCUGAGGGUGCAGAGUGAUGCAAGGACUAGAGUGAGCAGGAAGGUGCCUGGUAGGAAGAAAACUGCAAAGCCUACCAAAGCUACACUGAAGCAGCAACAAGGCAAAAAGGGGCCAUUGGAGAUGUCAGCCAAGAAGCCUGUACCUUUCCUGCGACAAGUUGUCCCUGUUAGGAAGAAGGUCCAGAGAGACCCUCGAUUUGAUGACCUGUCUGGAGAGUAUAAGCCUGAAAUAUUUAUGAAGACAUACAGCUUCCUGGACAGCAUCAAGAAGCAGGAGAAGGAGAUGGUUCAGAAGCAGCUGAAGAAAUGCCGGAACAUGGAACAGAAGGAGAAACUUCAGCGGCUCCUGAACCGUAUGACACAGCAGGAACAGGCACAGAAAAAACAGCAGAAGUUGAGAGAGAGGGAGCUGUCUUUGAAAAGACAACAGAGGGAAUUGGCCAAGCAGGGAAAGAAACCCUUCUUCCUAAAGAAAUCUGAGAAGCGGAAAUUGGAGCUAGCCGAGAAGUAUGCAGAGCUGAAGAGGAGUGGAAAGCUGGAGAGCUUCCUGAACAAGAAGAGGAAGAGGAAUGCCAUCAAAGACAAGCGCCAUCUGCCCUCACAGAAGAACUUGUAACUGUUGGACAGUCGUGCUGUUGUCUGGCACUGGCUUAUUCUGCCUUGGCCAGGCCUGGAGGAUGGAUAUCCCUCUUUCCAGGAUCUGCCUGCCACUGUACAGUGAUGCUGUAAGGCAGCAGGGCAGGGGCUGAACUGAAGGAACUAAUGAGUUUUUUUAUAGCUGAACUACCUGCUUUGCUUGUGGUUGAGAUCAUGCCUGGGUGGUGACAAGUGUGUCAUGCAGAUGCUGAUGGUGAUGACAGCUGUCUUUGCCCUUGCACCUGCUCAUUUCUAACUCCAGCAAGGAAAGCGUGAGUCCUGCCCUACACUGCUGGCUCUACUCCAGGUUCUUUCAGACUUCCACUGAGGCAGAAUAGGAUGUGGGACAAUCCCUGCUCACAGCAGCAACCCUGACUUCAGAUCAGGUUGCCCAGGGCUGCUUUGGUGGGAUCUAGUAAUGUCCAAGGACAGAUACCUUCACCUCUCUUGGCCUCUGCUCUACUGCUUCAGGUUCUCAAGAUGGAACUUUUUGUUCCCUCAUCCAGGAAACCUGCCCGGUGUUAGUCCACAAUCAUUGUCUUGUUCUCAGUGAAGUGCCUGGCUCUGUCUUCUCAGCAGCUCUGUCACAGGUCUGAGGAGUGGGUGGGAAAGGGGUGCUGUAAGGUCUCCCCAAAGUUUUUUCUUCCUAAGGGCAAAUGAAUCCUGUUUCCUCAGCCUUUCCUAGCAGUGCUCCAGCCUCUGACACCUUUCACAUACUGAACUGGAGUCAGCCCAGACAACCAACCAUCUUUUGGUGGCCCAGCAUGGAUCAGUGUCUGGAAGUAGUCUCACAAGUGAUGAGUAAAGGUGAGAGGAUCACUCCCUGUGGGCUGCUCCUGGUGAUGCAGAUCUAGGUGUGCCUGGCCUUCCUCACACAUGGGGCAUGCUGUGACUGCUCAGCUAUUGCUGCUUGGGAUCUCUCCUUCAGAGCAGCUUGGUUUCUCAGGGUCAUCUCCACAGGGUUAUUAUUGCUUCAAGAAACUGAUCCUGUAUGGAAUAAAGUACCUGUUUUCCUUUA
Molecule: messenger RNA, 2184 nt
Organism: Serinus canaria (Common canary)
Lineage: Eukaryota; Metazoa; Chordata; Aves; Passeriformes; Fringillidae
Gene: RRP36
Product: ribosomal RNA processing 36
Exons: 7
Coding region: 310-1146 (278 amino acids)
Biological process (GO): maturation of SSU-rRNA from tricistronic rRNA transcript (SSU-rRNA, 5.8S rRNA, LSU-rRNA)
Cellular component (GO): 90S preribosome; nucleolus
Source: RefSeq, a predicted model, not a curated record